Messenger RNA from Sphaerulina musiva SO2202, 4187 nucleotides. RefSeq lists its product as uncharacterized. Gene Ontology annotation, molecular function: lipid binding. NCBI's taxonomy places the organism in Eukaryota, Fungi, Ascomycota, Dothideomycetes, Mycosphaerellales, Mycosphaerellaceae. Bases 237 to 4076 code for a protein of 1279 amino acids. The transcript is spliced from 2 exons. The record is from RefSeq and is a predicted model, not a curated record.
CACCUGGGUUGCACAUUGAGCUGUCUGCAGUGUCACAGUAGUGCCACUCUUCACAUCAUCACCACUACCAGCGGCAGCAGCAGCAGCAGCAAGCUAUCCAUAUCGUGCGGUGGCUCAACUCUCACCGGCGAUCGCGACAAACGAGGCAAGACGUGUAUUCGGUCAGAGCCGAAAUUGUGCACAUACUGCCGCUCGGAGCGUGUCUUCUAUACCGGUGAACACCCUCCCAUGCCACUAUGUCCGGUCAGGAGGACGCCGAGAGGUCGCGCAAGAAUUUCCAUGGUGCAUAUGGCCAGAACCGACCCAUUCCAACCAUCUCCAGGUACGAGAAAGAGAAGGAAGCACGUCAGGCUCAGGCCUUGCCCGAUGAAAGUGACGAGGCCAGCGGGCCUGCCUUAGACGAGUCACGGACGGAACGCGCCAAGAAUACAUGGAGAGACUAUUGGUCGCGCGACGACGGCGCGGAGCAGAAGGCGUCGCAGAAUGACGAUGGGAAGUCAGAUGCUGGAAGAGACGGGGAGAUUACGGACCAGCAGGACGACGAAAGCGAGGAAGAUACAGAGGUGGCAGCAGACACGUCCGAGGUCUCUCCCGCGGAUCCGAAGACGAGACGUAAGAAUCUGAAAAAGGGUAGAGAGGACCCAGCAGAACGAAGGGUUACAGAUCCUGUCACGCACUUGCCUGUACGUAUUCACGACUUCACGAAGCAAUCGCUCGAAGAAGUGGAGGAGAAUCCCGCUCCAUGGGGCUCAACGUCGAGAACGGCGACAGGCCUGAGCAAUAAGAGGAAGGAUGCUGGUCAGCUGGAACAAGAGACAAAAGACGCGCAAGAUGGGUUGGACUCUAUGAACGCACUGUUCCCACCUCCGAGCUUCGAUAGCUUGCGGGAUGAACUAAUUGGCGUGAAUAGGCUGGGGAUCACUGUGGGCUUGCUAGGGGCUGCGGUCAUCGUCUUGCUUGCAGUUGCUUUGGAGCACAUCUUCACACCGGAUAGACUGGCAUACUGGACCAAUGCCAACGUCGAAGCACGAUGGUGGAUCUUCAAAUCAGGCACAUGGCUGAUAUUGGGUACCUUUUCCGGUGCAGCAAUUUGGGAGCUGAUUGCAUGUACGAGGAUAUGGGUGACGAAUCGGAUCGAGGACGUAUGGCAGGAGCAAGUGUGGGAAGCAAAUCUCGAAGCACGCGAGCGCGCAGCCAAGGCACACGACACAGAAUCCGUGUCGUGGUUGAAUUCGCUGUUUGCUGCUGUCUGGCCCCUGGUAAACCCGGACCUGUUCGUCAGCCUUGCGGAUACGUUGGAAGAUGUAAUGCAAGCUUCGCUGCCUCGUGUUGUGCAGAUGGUCAGUGUGGAGGAUAUUGGACAAGGCAGCGAGGCAUUGCGGAUUCUCGGUGUUCGAUGGCUCCCUAGCGGAGCUGCAGCCAAAUCUGUCGGCGAGGAUGGCAAGCUUGGCAAAGAAGACCAGGAAACCCACAAGAACGACCGCACUGUGCCGGGCGAAGGCGAAGUAGACCAAGGGGCCGAGCAUCACGACAAUGAUGACAAGGAUGAUGAGAGCGGUAGUGGCGAUGGUACGGAGAGAGCUGCCGUCGCCGAGGGCAUGGAGGCUGAAGAAGGCGACUUUAUCAACCUCGAAGUCGCGUUCGCAUAUCGUGCUCGAGCGUCAAAGUCUUUCCAUGAUCGAACCAAAGAUAUCCAUCUCUAUUUGGCCUUCUACCUUCCAGGCGGCCUGAAGUUUCCAGUCUGGGUGGACAUGAAAGGGCUCGUCGGCACUUGUCGUCUUCGGCUACAGCUCACACCAGAUCCCCCAUUCUUCAGUCUAUGUACUCUCACUUUUCUGGGACAGCCAAAGGUCGAUAUUAGCUGCAUUCCACUUGUGAAGCGCGGUUUGAAUAUCAUGGACCUGCCACUGAUAUCUAACUUUGUGCAAAGUUCAGUUGACGCAGCCAUGGCGGAAUAUGUCGCGCCCAAGUCGUUGACUCUCGACCUCAAGGAUAUGCUCGCGGGAGAUGACUUCAAGAAGGACACGAACGCUCGUGGCAUCAUCGUUGUCGACAUUAUGCAUGGGUACGACUUCAAGAUGGGCGAUGCCGCCGUCCCUCUGCUAUCGAAGGGCGGCAGUGACCCCUACAUUUCAGUUGCUUGGGCGAAGCUCGGCAAGCCUUUGUUUUCGACUAGAGUUUUGGUCAAGGAAAUGGAUCCCUACUUUCAUGAGCGGUGCUACCUCUUGGUCACACCCGCAGAGCUGAACGUGGACGAGCGCCUCCGCCUGCAACUUUGGGAUUCCGAUCGUUUCACGGCAGAUGAUGAUCUUGGACGGAUCGAAGUUGACCUCAAGCAACUGAUGCGGAGCGAUGACACCAAUGGCAAAAUGCACUAUCGAAAGGAUGGGUUCAAGGCGCUGAAACGUGGCGAAACUAUGCCUGGCAAGCUUGAAUGGCAGGUAGGUUACUUUUCGAAGACCCGAUUGCAGGAGUGCCAAUAUAAAAAGCAAACCUUCGACGAAGAUAUUAGGUCGAAGGAUGACCUGGAUCGGAAAGUAGACGAGAUCUGCCACAACAAGCUUCGUGAAGCCAUGGUGAAGAAGGGUCGCCAUGCCCGUAGUAGGCAGGAGCUGGAACAGCAAAAAGCGCAAGAGAAGAAAACGUUCGAAGACGCCAUCAUUAUCUCAGCACCUCCACCAGAUGAUUAUUGCAGUGGCAUCUUCAGUCUGGUUGUACACCAGAUCACCGGCCUGGAGCUCGAAGUUCAAAACAAGACUGUUGCGGAUAAGCACGCGGCGCACGAGAAUGAGGACGAAGAGAAUUCGGGAUUGCCCUCGGCCUAUUGCUCCGUCAUCAUCAAUCAUCAAAAGAUUUUCAAGACGAGGACUAAGCCGAAAAAUGCCAAACCGUUUUACAACGCUGGCACGGAGAGGUUCAUUGGUGACUGGCGACGUGCCGAAGUCUAUGUUACCGUCCGCGAUGCACGACCGGACGAAAAUGAUGCCCUCAUUGGCAUCGUCCAUCUGCCGCUGGGUGAAAUCUUUAAAACUCGCAGUCAGGUCAACGGCUUUUACCCUCUCACAGGUGGCGUUGGCUAUGGUCGCGUCCGAAUCUCGAUGGUAUGGCGUAGCGUACAGCUCCAAGCACGACCCGAACAGAUGGGGUGGGAUUACGGGACGAUUGAGAUUUCACCUUCCAUCUCUACAGCCGAUGUGCCUGGGGACCUGUCAGAGCUUAAAGUCAAGUGGCACUCCAACAUCAGCAGCGGCAAGAUGUAUCCUCACAAGGAGGACUCCACUUGGCAGACUCGAAAAGGACGAUCGCUCUUCCUCGCCGUCCACAGUCGGUAUGCGACGUGCUUAUCACUUCGUCUCAAGCGCAACGGGCGCCUGUUGGCCAAAGAUAAGACGGCUGCGUUUGCUGUUCUCUGGCUUCGAGACAUUCCCGAUGACUGUGAGAAGGAGAUUACGUUGCCGAUAUACACGGGUAAUUACGAACGUGCCACAUCUUGUGUUCUGGAGAAGCCCGGCGAGCAGAUUGGGUCCAUCACAGUCAAGAUGACGUUCUGGUCUGGUUUGGGUGCGGGCCAUCAACGCUGGGCGUCCAAGGACGCGGAUGUGCGACAAGUGAUGGAAGUGCUUGAUACUGCGCGCGAUAACUACGAAGCCAAGAGAAAUGCAGAGGACCGGGGCAUCGUGGUUGCAGGCGAUGAUGGCAGCAGCAGCAGUUCCUCAUCCGACUCGGAUUCCGACUCGGAGAGCUUCAGCGAUGAUGCCAGUCGCGAUCCGAAGGCUGUGAUGGAUCCAACCACCACUCAGCACAGUAAUGGGACUUCUACUACGACAACGACAACGAGUGAUAUGACUGAUGGCGACACGAGGGAGGAUGGGAGACAGCACAUGAAUCUGAUUGACAAGGUGAAAGAUUACAAGAAUGAGGCCAAGGAAAAGCAUCGGACGCAUCGGGGCAUCAUGCAGUAUAAACCGGCUCGGAAUUUGCAGCAUGUGAAGGAGAAACUGGACCGAGUGGAGUCGAAAGUGGAGGGUAUGUUUAGUCGGCAUACGCGAGAGCCUGGCAUCGAGACGGAGGUGUAGUUGUAAUUGUUGUACACCGAUGAUGGUUGAAGAGCCGGAGCUGUUUUCCGGGUAGAAGAGCAUGUAUUUGACGCAGAAUGAUGCCACUCGUUGGUUAAACAGGCACACAGG